Messenger RNA from Epithele typhae, 906 nucleotides. RefSeq names its product Pre-mRNA-splicing factor of RES complex-domain-containing protein. The record is from RefSeq and is a predicted model, not a curated record. The coding region runs from base 1 to 906 and encodes 301 amino acids. The transcript has 4 exons. Lineage: Eukaryota; Fungi; Basidiomycota; Agaricomycetes; Polyporales; Epitheliaceae. Gene Ontology annotation, biological process: mRNA splicing, via spliceosome. Gene Ontology annotation, cellular component: RES complex; U2-type spliceosomal complex. Gene Ontology annotation, molecular function: RNA binding.
AUGUCGAUGAAGGCCUACCUCGCAGAAAAUGAACCCGCCGAAGAAGAAGAAGCGCAAGGCCGCGUCCGCGGCCACCCCGGCGCGGGCUCCUCGUCCAUCAAAGACGACGACCUGACCGGCUGGGGCGACGUCCCGCGCGACGGCGAGGACGAGGACGACGCGGCGGACGCGGUUGUCGCGGCGGACCGCCGGUUCAAGAAGCGGCAGCGCACCGACGCGGACUCGGGUUGGCAGACCGUGCGCGGCGGGGAGGACGGGGAGGACCCCGCGAAGACGCCGCCGCCCGCGGAGGACGAGCAGCCGCAGGUGGUGGAGGCCGAGCAGCCGUUCAAGGGCGGGCUCCUGACGUCCGCGCAGCUCAAGAAGCGGCUGCCGAAGGCGAAGCGGGAUGAGAAGAGCAGGGAGGAGGAGGAGGCGGAGCGCGCAGCAGCUCAGGAGACGGUCUACCGUGACUCGUCGGGGCGGAAGGUGGACAUGGCGGCGGCGAAGGCGGAGGCGGCACGGCUGAAGCGGGAGAGGGAGGAGAAGGAGGCGGCGAAGAUGGAGUGGGGGAAGGGUCUCGUGCAGCGGGGUGACGAGGAAAAACGACGACAGGAGGAGCAGAGGAUGCGGGGGACGGCGUUCGCGAGAACAGUCGAUGACCGGGAACUCAACGAGCAGCAGCGGGCAGAAGAGAGGUGGAAUGAUCCCGCCGCGGCUUUCUUGAUGAAGAAGAAGUCGAAAGGUCCUCGGAAACCAGAAUACACUGGUCCACCACCUCCGCCAAACCGGUUUGGCAUAAAGCCGGGAUACCGCUGGGAUGGCGUCGAUCGCAGUAAUGGGUUCGAAAAGCGAUACUACCAAAAGCAGAACGAGCGACGGCGGAGGGGGGCCGAGAGCUACGAAUGGAGUGUGGACGACAUGUAG